CCAGGAAAGGGCCGGAGGAAGGUGCACCCUAAAUAGAGCCCGAGUAAAGCAUGAAGCUGUACUGCUUGUCCGGCCAUCCGACUCUACCAUGCAACGUCCUCAAGUUCAAAUCUACCACCAUCAUGCUGGAUUGUGGGCUGGAUAUGACCUCUACUCUCAACUUUCUCCCUCUGCCUUUGGUCCAGAGUCCAAGACUAUCCAGGCUCCCAGGCUGGGUCUUAAAAGACGGAAGCACUUUCCUAGAGAAGGAGCUGAAAGAUUGUUCCGGCCGUGCCUUUGUGGAUUCCGUUCCUGAGUUUUGCCUGCCAGAGAUGGAAUUGAUAGACUUGGCUAUGGUGGACGUGAUUCUAAUCUCCAAUUACCACUGCAUGAUGGCCUUGCCAUACAUCACGGAACACACUGGAUUCACCGGAACGGUCUACGCCACGGAGCCGACGGUUCAAAUUGGCAGGCUUCUUAUGGAAGAGCUGGUGAACUUCAUUGAGCGGGUUCCAAAGGCUCAGUCUGCCUCCUUGUGGAAGAAUAAAGAAGCACAAAGGUUGCUUCCUGCCCCACUGAAAGAUGCCGUUGAAGUUGCUACUUGGAGAAGAUGUUACAAUAUGCAAGAAGUGAACUCUGCACUCAGUAAGAUCCAGCUGGUGGGCUACUCCCAGAAAAUAGAGCUUUUCGGGGCCGUGCAGGUUUCUCCUCUCAGCUCCGGCUAUGCGCUCGGCAGCUCCAACUGGAUCAUACAGUCGCAUUACGAGAAGGUUUCCUACGUGUCGGGAUCUUCGCUCCUUACAACACACCCACAGCCCAUGGACCAGGCUUCUCUUAAAAACAGCGAUGUCCUCAUCCUGACGGGACUUACCCAGAUUCCCACCGCAAAUCCGGACGGGAUGGUGGGCGAAUUCUGCAGUAACCUUGCACUGACUGUCCGGAACGGAGGCAACGUGCUGGUCCCGUGCUACCCGUCCGGCGUGAUCUACGACCUCCUGGAAUGCCUCUAUCAAUACAUCGACUCUGCCGGGCUCUCCAACGUCCCCUUCUACUUCAUCUCGCCCGUCGCAAACAGCUCGCUCGAAUUUUCCCAGAUCUUUGCUGAAUGGCUGUGUCACAAUAAGCAGACGAAGGUGUACCUGCCGGAACCACCUUUCCCUCAUGCUGAGCUCAUUCAGACAAACAAACUGAAACAUUAUCCCAGCAUCCACGGAGACUUCAGCAAUGACUUCAAGCAGCCGUGCGUGGUGUUCACCGGUCACCCCUCGCUACGGUUCGGGGACGUGGUGCAUUUUAUGGAGCUGUGGGGGAAAUCGAGCCUUAACACGGUCAUAUUUACAGAGCCUGACUUCUCUUACCUGGACGCUUUGGCCCCCUACCAGCCCCUGGCCAUGAAGUGUGUUUACUGCCCCAUAGACACCCGGCUGAAUUUUAUCCAGGUGUCCAAAUUGCUCAAAGAAGUACAGCCCCUCCACGUGGUCUGCCCGGAGCAGUACACGCAGCCUCCUCCAACCCAGUCCCAUCGCACGGACCUGAUGGUGGACUGCCUACCCCCGCCGAUGUCCUACCGCAGAGCCGAGGUGCUCUCCCUGCCUUUCAAACGCCGCUACGAGAAGAUUGAAAUCACACCCGAGCUUGCUGAUUCACUGGUGCCCACAGAGAUGAAGCCGGGCAUAUCCUUGGCAACCGUUACGGCUGUUUUGCAUACCAAAGACAACAAGCACGUGCUGCAGCUGCCCCCGAAACCUGCGCAGCCUCAACCUGGCAAAAAGAGGAAGAGGGUGACGGACGACGUGCCGGAAUUAAAGCCCAUCAAGCCCCUCCUGAGCGGCUCCAUCCCUGUGGACCAGUUGGUGCAGACUCUGGAGAAGCACGGCUUCAGCGACGUGAAGGUCGAGGACACCCCCAAAGGGCACAUCGUGCUCUUCCAAGACGUAGAAACCCUCAUCCGCAUCGAGGAGGAUUCGACCCACAUUAUGUGCGAAAGCGACGAGGCGCUCAGGGUGAAGCUGCAGGAUCUCGUCCUCAAAUUCCUGCAGAAAUUCUAGCCGCUGCUGCCCUGCCAAAGUUCCCUCUCUUGAAAGAGGGAAGAGGAAGAGCAGCAAAGAAACCGGACUGUCAUGAGGCCGGGAGCGCAAGGGAGCACACCCACGGUCCGUUCGUUUUCCGUUCGCAAGAAAAAGCGCUCUUCUCCGGAGUAUGGUUGCCAGCAGUUUUCCCAGCACAGACCUCUGUGUCAUUAAACAACCGGGAAGAAUUCAACAGGGGCAGCGUUCCCCAUCCUGAAACGGCAGCAGCAAGAGCUGAAACUGUUGAUCUCUGUGCUUCCAUGGAGGUCAGCAAAUGCAGGAGCGCCAGUCCAGAACGGAGUCAGUUCACCCUACUCCGUAGUUACACCUCUGUGUAAAUAUCCACGACACCAAGUGCCCAAACUGUCAUGGAAGCAUUCAACUCAGGAAGAGAUGGCACAACCACAUCUGAAGUUUUGCUCCAAUUGAGGGUCUCGUCAGGGACGCACACGGGUUAUCUUGGUUUAGUGUAAAAUACAGUGCAUUGCAUUUCCUGUUCUCCUCCUCAAAUGGCUAAGAGAGGCUAAUUUUUUUUUAAUUGUUUUGUUUCAAUUUGUAAUGGGGGUUUUCCCUUCAAUUUGCUUUGUUUUUUUCAGCCUUGUAACGCUGGCUGUUUUGUUUCAAAAAUAAAAAACUAGAGACCUGGUCA
This is a messenger RNA of Elgaria multicarinata webbii, 2697 nucleotides long. It is a transcript of the gene INTS9, whose product is annotated as integrator complex subunit 9. The coding region runs from base 51 to 2027 and encodes 658 amino acids. NCBI's taxonomy places the organism in Eukaryota, Metazoa, Chordata, Lepidosauria, Squamata, Anguidae. Gene Ontology annotation, cellular component: integrator complex. The record is from RefSeq and is a predicted model, not a curated record. Gene Ontology annotation, biological process: snRNA 3'-end processing. The transcript has 17 exons.